Paramecium octaurelia is the source of this 664-nucleotide messenger RNA. NCBI's taxonomy places the organism in Eukaryota, Ciliophora, Oligohymenophorea, Peniculida, Parameciidae. The record is from the annotation of a GenBank genome assembly.
AUGUUAUUAUUAACCAAAACAAUGUUAUAUUCUUAACAUCCUUAUUACUACUUUCCCUUCUAUCAGCCUUAAGUAGUAUAUCCAGUGUUUUUUUUCUCAGUCUAAGCCUCAAAUCAAUAAGAACCUUUAAUCGAACCAUCCUUGAUUACAAACAAUGAUAACCAUCCAAACCAUAUUCAAUAAUCUAAUCACGAUACAGAGGAAUUGAUAAUUGAAUAGGAUGCUAAGAGUUCAGACACAAAAAAUGAGUCUAAAAAAGAAAGAGAAAUAAUAAAUAAGAAAAAGACAAAAAAUACUAAAACUCCCUAAGUCUUAGACUCAACUAAUCUCCAUAAGAAUUUUACAAAAGCUCUUAUAGCCUACGCAAUCAGAUAGCAAUUCUUAAUAUAUAAAAUAUUGGGAGAAACCAAAGGACAAGAAUUUCUUGAAUUGAUGCACACUGUCAAGAAUAAGCUCUGUAACCUCACUCACAUUCUCUAAAUGACUAAAAACGAUGAAUUCCUAAAAGCUUUUAGGACUUUGGGGUAUUAUUUGUUUAAUUAUAUUUAGACUUAUUUUCCACAAAAAAGAGUCGGUUCCUUAUAUCUACAAUUCCAAAAUUCAACAAAAAACUAGUCAUUUGAAGCAUAAAGUCAUCAUCAAGAAAGCCCUAUUAAAAAUUUGA